This is a messenger RNA of Megalopta genalis, 7166 nucleotides long. It is a transcript of the gene Syt7, whose product is annotated as Synaptotagmin 7. Gene Ontology annotation, molecular function: SNARE binding; phosphatidylserine binding; calcium-dependent phospholipid binding. The record is from RefSeq and is a predicted model, not a curated record. Gene Ontology annotation, biological process: calcium ion-regulated exocytosis of neurotransmitter; vesicle fusion. Gene Ontology annotation, cellular component: synapse; plasma membrane; exocytic vesicle. Lineage: Eukaryota; Metazoa; Arthropoda; Insecta; Hymenoptera; Halictidae.
UACGCGAGUAGGUCACACCACGGCGAAGAGCGAUAGUUCGCGGUUAGCAAACGGUUCGUUCGUUGGUUCGUUGGAUCGUCCGUUCGUCCGUUUUCGUUCGGUUGGACGAGAGAGAACCCAUUGCGCUCGUUCGCACCGGGUCCGCGUUCUCUUCGACCACCUUGUUCUUGUUCUCGCGGCAUCGAAUCGGUCGCGUGGUCGUUUUGCCUUCGCGGAACGGGACGAGCGAAAAAAAAAUGGGUGAUCGCGCGUCCACGGCCGCGUAACCGACGACCGUCGUCGUCGUCGUCGUCGACCGUCGACCGUCGAAUCGGAUCGCGUAUUUCGCACACGACAAGUAAAUUCCCCGUCGGUUCUCUCCGCACGGGGACAACAGCCGUCGUACGAACAGCAAAACGAAAAUCGUACGAACCGUUCGGUUGUUGUCAACAGCCUUUUCCGCGACCGAAAGACUGCCGCAUCGUCGUAACUCCGGAAAAGAUAUUCCGUAUCUUCGGCAUAGGUAAACGAUUCGGGCUCGCCAGCCGCGUCCCGAACAGACCGUUUCCCCAUCGAUCGAAGACACGAACGAUCUUUUCUGUGUCCCCGGUUUUUCUUUCCUCGCGCCUCCGGUUUCUCGCUGGCUCGCACGCGUGCAUCCGGUUCACCCUCGCCUCGCGCGUUGCUCUACGAUACUACUACCACUACUAUUACCGAUAUUUCCUCCUGUUGUUCGGCACGACUUGGCGCGACGGUCCGCGAUCCUCGCGCGACCGACGAACCGCCGUUGUUCCCCCUUUGAUUCACGAGACAGCGAUCGAGAAUCCGAGCGUGAAUUCAAGCGUGAAUUCGAGCGUGUAUUCGAGCGCAGAAGGAAGAGUAACCGGGGGAUCGAAGGUGGACAAGAGGGCAGGAGAGACGCGCAAACGUCCACGCUCGCUCCGAUGAGUUUCAUGCUUUCGGGGACGGAGCACGGCGAGCAUUCUUGACGUUCGAAAACGCUUUCAAGCUUAAAUAUAUAGUUCGUCUUUGGUGCGGAGAGGAGAGAGAGAGAGAGAGAGGGAGAGAGAGAGAGAGAUAGAGAGAGAAGUGAGGAGAGGGCGGGCGAGCGAGAGAAGAGGACAGAAAGAGGCAGACCGAGGAAAAGAGGCUAGACGUCGUCGCGUCGCGUCCGAGAGAUCCGUGAAUUCGAUUCCAUUCAACGAACGCAAGCCUUCUUCCCUAGAACAACGAACAUGCACGGUGAUCACGCACUCGGCGUGCUAACGUUUGCGAAACAGGAGGCAAAUUGUUACCGUUGAUCCAUCGAUUUUCCCCCCCACGUACAAAAUCCCGUUGUUGAAACUACCACCGUUAUUUUUCUAUCGAUUUUCUUCGAGCGGAAGAGAGAAGCAUCUCGAGGGACGCCAGAUAGUUUCACGCGUCCCGUCGAGAGAGAGAGAAAAAGAGGGAGCCCUAAAAAGAGAGGGAGUGAUAGAGAGACAGAGGGAGAGGGACGAAAAUAUCGGAGAACGAAAGAGGAAAGAUCAGAGAUGAAAUUGGAUUUCAGCUGAAAAGGAUCGAGAAUCCGGAGGAACGCCGUUAUCUUUCGCAUCGACCGGCCGGAUUAAUUCGAAGCGUUUUCUCCGCUCGCGAGGAGAAACGAAGACGCGCCGCGGGUGGAAGGGAUAGAAAGAGAGAAAAGAAAGCCACGAGGAGGAAGGAGGGGGGGUCUCGCGAAAGAAGAGAAGCGGAACAGAGCGGGUGAAUUACCUGUUUGUACGCGCAAGAGCAUCGAACUUAUUAACGAUUCGAGCGUCUCUCGUUGCGAGUCGGUGGCCGAGUGUGCAAGCACGAGAGGAAACGAACGGAACAACGAGAAUAUCACCGGUCGCAGAAGCAACGCGAUUCCUUGGCCGAUAUCCUUGGCGAGCCUUGCCAGGAAACACGAGGGACAAGAGCGAAUCAUGCGAUACAACCUGUCGACGAAUGCGUUAGCGGCGGUACGACGCAUCGAAAUCACAUAAACGAUUAAGAGAGAGAGAAAGAGAGACAUAGAGACACACACACACAGAGAGAGAGAGAGAGAGAGAGAGAGAGAGAGAGAGACGAAAAGGCUGCUGAUUCGAGGCUCGGCGAACCGAUUCGAGGAGACAGAGAGACGGAGAAAUUCGUAUCGAAACGAAAGAGAGAGAGAGAGAGAGAAGGGUAGUCUGAGAGAGUCGCUCGACGCACGAUAUACCGAUUAAAGGAAUUGGAAUUGUAGCAGAGGACGCGGGUUCGAUCGAACGACUCGGGAAUAGCAGUCCGACCGCGACAGGACUCGUCUCUCUCGAUCCAUCGGAUCGAACGCAGGCUCGCACGAUUCGCUCCCCGUAUCUGUCUAGCUCGGUUCUCGAGGAGAACACGAUCGAAUAUGGAAAUCGCAGCCUCUGCAAUGUUGGAUGGCCUGAAAAAUAAUCGAAUCAGCAAGUUGGCACUGUCGCGGUUCUUGUCGCAGAGUCUAGCCCAGUUGGAAACGACCGGCAGCCCGGCGAACAAACCGGCGGCUUCCGGUGGCGGACUCGGAGGCGGAGGCGUCGGAGGCGUCGGAGGGACGAGCGCGGGCGGAACCGUUCUUGCAGCGACCGGAUCGGCAUCGGGAACGGUCUUAGGGUGCGGCGGCAGCGGGUCCACCGCUUCAGGGUCUGGCGCGAGUAGUUCGGGCCCGGGUACAGGCAAUGCGAACGCAAGCACCAGUGGCAUGGCCGGUGGCAACCCGGUUUCCGGUAGCAGCGCCGGCAGCAUGGUCGCCGGGGCCGGCGAGCCACGCACCCCCACCGCAGGAGCGCAAAACAAACAGCUGCAGAACGUCAAAGGAGAUCAUCCCUCGAAAGCAUUCCUGCAGAGCAGAUCCAUGUCGUUGGUCGACAUGUACAUCGACAACUCGGAGCCCAGCGAGAACGUCGGUCAAAUACACUUCAGCCUGGAGUACGAUUUCCAAAAUACAACGCUUAUCCUUCGUAUCAUACAAGGCAAAGAUUUGCCGGCGAAGGAUCUGUCCGGGACGUCCGACCCUUACGUUCGUGUCACCCUUCUGCCGGACAAGAAGCAUCGACUCGAGACCAAAAUAAAGAGGCGCACGCUCAAUCCACGCUGGAACGAAACGUUUUACUUCGAAGGUUUCCCGAUUCAGAAAUUGCAGAGCAGAGUACUGCACUUACACGUGUUCGACUACGACCGAUUCUCGAGGGAUGAUUCAAUCGGAGAGAUAUUCCUGCCGCUCUGCCAGGUCGACUUUUCGGAGAAGCCCUCGUUCUGGAAGGCCCUGAAGCCUCCGGCGAAGGACAAGUGCGGUGAGCUGUUGUGCUCGUUGUGCUACCAUCCGAGCAACUCCGUGCUGACCAUAACGUUACUGAAGGCGAGGAACCUCAAAGCGAAAGACAUCAAUGGGAAAUCAGAUCCGUACGUGAAGGUCUGGCUGCAAUUCGGCGACAAGAGGAUCGAGAAACGGAAGACCCCUAUAUUUAAGUGUACCUUGGAUCCGGUGUUCAACGAGGCGUUCUCUUUCAACGUUCCCUGGGAGAAGAUCCGAGAGUGUUCAUUGGACGUGAUGGUCAUGGACUUCGAUAAUAUCGGAAGAAACGAGCUGAUCGGCCGGAUUCAGCUGGCAGGGAAGAACGGCAGCGGGGCGAACGAAACGAAACACUGGCAGGACAUGAUCACGAAGCCACGGCAGACGGUCGUCCAGUGGCACCGGCUCAAGCCGGAGUAAAGGGGACGGAAGUUAAAAAAAAACAAAAAACAAACGUAGGCGCACGCGACUCUUGGAUUUCGCGGGAGCGAAAAUUCAUCGUCAUACCUUUGAAACCAGUACCUCCCGGUCUCUCGAACCUUGCUAAACUCUGAAGAAAUAUUCCUUGUCUUCCGACGAUGCGAUACCGACCGAAAUCGUCUCGACUCGCAACGCGAUCGAGUCGCCUCGGUUUCGGGUCCGAACGUCGACCAAACAAAAAACGUGUACGUUUUCCGUUGUUGCGUUUUUUCACGGGACGAAUUAAUCGCGUCGUCGGCGAACGGUAAAACAAGCGAACGCGCGAGGACAGAUCGUCUUCUUUCGCGGUUGUAUUUACUAUAUCCUCGCGGAAGAAACCGGAAUGAAAUUCGGGGGACUCCGGAUCGGGAGUUCCUCGCAGUCGAGACUCGAGACGAGACGGAUCGAAUCGGUUCGAAUCGGUUUCGGACGUAGCGAUCGGACAGGAUCGGAAACACAGAACGGUACGGGACCGAGCAGACAGUAUCAAGACAUUUCCAGUAGAUGGUUUCGAAUCGAACGAGAAGAAUUCCGUGAGGCGAACUCGAUUUCCGUUUGAACCGUGUCGACUCCUUCAUUUUGCGAUCGACUCGUUCUCGUAUCGACGUCGGUACAUUUCGUUCGUUCCCGGUCACCAGGAUACUUCCGGUCGUUCUGUUCUCAAUCAUUCUCUCUCUCUCUCUCUCUCUCACACUCUCUCUCUCUCUCUCUGUCUCUCCGUCUGUCUCUCCCUCUGUCAUUUUCUUCUCACUCUUUCUUCGCUCCCUUUUUUUCACGACUAUCUCACUCUCUCUAUCUCUGUCUCUCUUUUUUAGUACGCGACAACGAUUCUCGACAAAAGUGUGUCGAAUUCACCUUUGACUCGUACGUUAUCGAGCUCGUUUUCCACGCAAGAUUGCGUGCCGCGCGGCGUGUAUAUGUACGUACAUCGAGCGGCCAAGACGCUCGACGAACGGCGACCGAUCGAUGUUACUUUCGCGACUUUAUUGACAUUUACAUCGAACGUUAUUUUUAUGGCUGUUUUGCACGCGUAAGUACGUACCGAGUACGUAAUACCGUUGCUUCGAAGUACCCGUCGGCUCGACGCGACCCAGCAUUUUCUAUGUCUCGUAUUAUCCGGUGUCUUUCGAUUCCAGCAUCGUGAACGGGAGGGAAAGAUCGUUUAUGCGGACGCGUCUUUCAAACGAACGAAUCUCUUGUCUUUCGCGCCGAUUUCUGCCCCGCGAUCCGAAGGUGGUCCGUGGUCGACCUGAAACGAGCUUCGACCACUCAUCGAUUCGAUGAUAUCUACACGAUCUAUUUUCUUUGCUCGAGUCUCUUUACCGUCUUCCUCCAUUCUCGCGACCGUCUCGCGUCCGCUUGCGGAUUGUCCGCGCAUCGUCGAAAGGUCGAAUCUUCUCGUUAUUGUCGCAGUCGUCCUUCCUGUUCCACCAGCUAUUCUAUUCUAUUCUUACCUAUUAUGUUCUAUUCUAUUCUGUCCAGAAUUUUCCCCGCCCACAUAUCGUUCAUCUUCGUCAAUAAUCUCUGUCUUUCUCUCUCUCUCUCUCUCUCUCACUCUGUCUGUUUCUCUCUCUCUCUCUCUUCUCUCUUUCUCUCCUCUCUCUCUCUCUCUCUCUCUCCUGUUUCCUCUCUCGCCAUCGAACGUCGCAAACUGAAAUUUGACGAUUGAUCGGAACGGGACACCGGAACACAAUGUUGAAUUCUUACUAGUAGAAAACGAUAAAGCAGCGAUAUUUUUGACGGAACUUUUGUAUCGACAAAGUCGGAGUUUUUUGGAAGCGACGAUAAAAUUGUGAUCGGUGUUAUACCCUGAAUUAAUCUUAAGCGUUACACAUCCAAACUAGUUUGCUGUUGUUGACGAUAAAAAAAAAACCGUAGUACCGAUCAGACAGUGAUCGCAAAAAGAAAACCCGUGUUUCCGUGCGCGCGCGCGUGCUCGCGCGUACGCGGGCGAUCGAGAUCCCGCGUCGCGCGCGUACAACAAACUUGAGAUGAAUAAAAACACAGUAUAUAACAGAGAGCAAAGAGAAACAAAAAAAAAGCGAAAAACCAACUAAAAGAAAAAACAAAACAUGUGUUUGCGCUCGGGGAGCAUGAGUGUGCGUGUGCAAUUUUUGCGUCUGCGAUAUUUGCGUUAGUGUUUGCGUUUAGUGUUUGCGUUAGUGUUUGCGUUAGCGUUUGCGUGCGCGGUUCCAGACAGACACCGCACGACCGAACAGAGUCAAACAAGACACACACAGGAGAGAACAGAAACAGAAGUAAAAGGACACGGCGUCGGAACGAGUAUAGCGUGCGAGACCACGGGGGAGCGUGCGGCGCUCCGUGGACGCGGAUAGAUGCGUGCGCGACUCGAAACAUGCACGAUACAAAUUUGCAUCGCCGCAUCGUCGCAGGCGAGCACACCCGUGCGCGUUGUCGAGUGUCUUCCGGGGCGAGAAAGAUCCGUGGAUUCGCAUCGUUCCGUCGCGAACGCCUCCAGCCGCGUCUCCAGACAGCUACGAUUCCUCGACACCACGCGAUUGCAAGCGAUCGCAAGCGUUUGCGAUCGCUCGCAACGUGCAUUCUUGCUGUUUCAGGCUCGGAAGCACGACGCGCGCAACGCGACACUCGUUUGCCAGGAUUCGGACACAUCCGCACGUACACGCAUCGCAUCUGUGUACACCCAAGUAUCCUCUAGCACAAAGGGAAAACCGUUAGACUAACGUUUGUAUGUCAUAGUCCAAUGUGUAUCGCGGCGUUCCCUCCGUAGCGUCGCGCGACUCGGCGCCGCUGAGAAUAGUUCCCGCGCGACGUUGCGGAGGAAACGUCGCGCGUUAAAAACGAUGCCGCUCGAGCCGAGGCCCCUGGUUCCUCUGACCAUUCGAAGUUUGAAUGAUCGCGUUCGAUCUUGCGCUGUGCGACAUCGUCGACCAAUGUCGACGUUCGUCCUCGGGCGACCGAGCUUGCUCGUCGACGACGACGAAAGAAGCGCUCGCGCGUCCGCUUCCGGUGGUUUGCGACCCAUCUCGGUAACGUGCGCGCUGGCGCGACAUCGAAUCAAGUGCCAAAAUCUCUAAUCGACGACGGAGGCCAAGUCGAACGAGAGAGAGAGAGAGAGAGGGAGAGAGAGAAAGCGCGAUGGAGAAGGGGGAGGAAGGAGAGAGAGAAAGGAAGAAAGAAAAAGAGGGAGUGAGGAACUGAGAGCGUUCGAGCGCAUCGCGAGAAUCUCUGUUCAGCGUUUUGGGACCGGGCACGGACGGAGGUAGCCCGAAAAGAGCGACAAGAUGGCCGCCGACCGUGCCUGUGCCGCACCGGGCGUAGACCAACGACACAGCGACGGCCAGUGGUUUCUUAUCCAGCGGCGAUCAUCGAACACGCGGCCAGGUGAUUCGUCGGUCGAGCAAUCGGUAGGGAACGUUGCGAUUUCAUGAGAAAA